UUGGUGGGGAGUCUGCGCUCAGGUACAGCAGCGCAUCACACUCACGGAGGGAAGAGAGAGAGAGGGAGAGAUAUUUAUAGCCUAGAGCGAGGCUGCAGUACAGAGAUAAGGCUUGGGACCAAGCCGCAGGCAGACAGGGCUUAGUGAAUCGAGGACGCUUCAAAAUGAGACACUUCCUCUCAGCAGUUUUGUUCGGGGCCGCGUUCGUCGCCCUGGCCAACGCAGCCGGUACCGACGGCGAGAUCUCCUUCGAGUAUCACCGUUAUGAGGAGCUGCGGAAAGCGCUGGUGUCGGUGUGGCUGCAGUGUCCGACCAUCACCCGCAUCUACACCAUCGGGGAGAGCUUCGAGGGCCGCGAGCUGCUGGUGCUGGAGAUGACCGACAAUCCCGGGACGCACGAACCUGGUGAGCCUGAGUUUAAAUACAUCGCCAACAUGCACGGCAACGAGGCGGUGGGCAGGGAGCUGAUCAUCUACCUGGCUCAGUACCUGUGCAACCAGUACCAGCAAGGCAACAAUACCAUCAUCGACCUCAUCCACAGCACCCGCAUCCACCUCAUGCCCUCCAUGAACCCGGACGGCUUUGAGAAGGCCGCCUCGCAGCCUGGGGAGAUCAAGGACUGGUUUGUGGGGCGCAGUAACGCACAGGGAGUGGAUCUGAACCGCAACUUCCCCGACCUGGACCGCAUCAUCUACAUCAACGAGCGUGAGGGAGGUGCCAACAACCACCUGCUACAGAACAUGAAGAAGGCUGUGGAUGAAAACACCAAGCUGGCUCCGGAGACUAAGGCUGUGAUCCACUGGAUCAUGGACAUCCCCUUCGUCCUCUCAGCCAACCUGCACGGCGGAGAUGUCGUGGCCAACUAUCCAUACGAUGAGACCCGCACUGGAUCCACCCAUGAGUACAGCGCCAGUCCAGAUGAUGUGAUGUUCAAGUCUCUGGCCAGAGCUUACUCCAUGUACAACCCCGUCAUGUCCGACCCUCACCGACCCCCGUGCCGCAAGAACGAUGACGACUCCAGCUUCAAAGAUGGCAUCACUAACGGCGGGGCGUGGUACAGUGUCCCAGGAGGAAUGCAGGAUUUUAACUACCUCAGCAGCAACUGUUUCGAGAUCACUCUGGAGCUCAGCUGUGACAAGUUCCCCAACGAAGACACGCUUAAGAACUACUGGGAGCAGAACCGCAACUCCCUCGUCAGCUACAUCGAGCAGGUUCACCGUGGAGUCAAGGGCUUUGUCCGUGACCUCCAAGGAAACGCCAUCUCUAACGCCACCAUCUCUGUGGAGGGUAUUGACCAUGACAUCACUACAGCCAAAGACGGAGACUACUGGCGCCUGCUGGCUCCAGGAAACUACAAAGUGGCAGCCUCUGCCCCCGGGUACCUGACUGUCAUCAAGAAGGUGGCCAUUCCCUACAGCCCUGCAACCAGGGUGGACUUUGAGCUGGAGUCUCUGAUGGAGAGGAAGGAGGAGGAGCGGGAGGAGCUGAUGGACUGGUGGAAGAUGAUGUCAGAGACACUGAACUUCUAAAGCGUUUGUCUCGAUGAUCGGACCGUCCGCACAUCGAUGUAAUAUAGUCGACAUUCUGUGUGCCCGUCCACUCUAAAAAGAAUAUACCGUCUCUUUUUGGUUGUGUUCUCUCUCUCCGUCAUUAUUUUUAAUCGAUUAAUUUGUUUAAUAAUGGUUUGCCUCACACUCCUGUAGAUAGUUUGAGUAUCCUGCACACGUGGCGAAAGACCGAGGAGGAACUUGCAGGUAGUUUGCUGGCAGCGAGAUUGGUGUUGAUUUCCGUGGUAUUGUGUUCUUUAUCGUACACGUGAUUGGUAACCAUGGCACCCAUCUAUAUAACCAAUGAAUGACCGAGUAAUUCUGUAUGUAAAAGAGCUGUUCAUGUCAUUCAUUACCACAUAAGAAUCCUUUCUGUUUCUGUUUUAAGUGUCUCUGUUUCUCCGGGCUUUAGUACAAAUACACAAACAACCCCAGUGCACACAAUAGCUCACGCCCUUUCGAUUAACUGUAAACUCACUUCACCUCUUUCCUGUAAUAUAAAGUAAAACAAUGCAACAGUUCUGAGAUCAUCAGGGACAUUAAAAACACUGUAAAAUCACUGUAAACAUUAUAUUGUAAACAGGCUACACAGACAAGCUCAUUUCCCUGUACGUUAUUGAUGUUGAAAUUUUUUUUUUUUAAACUGCAGCACAGCUUUGAUUUUAGCACAAGAUGAAUGGUUAUAAUAUAUACUGUAUUUAUGAAAUAAGUAUAGCAAGAAAUGUGUGGUUUUUGUAACCAAAAAAAAAGAAGAAAAAGAAAAUAAGGCCAUAAAAUAAAUGUAGAAAUAUGUCCUCAGUUUACCCAAAGCCAUUCCUUUGUAUGAGCACUAUACAGGAAAUACUGUAAUACAUAAGGAACCGUGGCGGGAGGUGUUUUUCAAAGAUAAAUAACUGUAACACUAAUCUCCAAAGGACUGUAUGGAUGCAGUUUGCCCAGCUUGAGACAAGGGAAAUGAUUUGUUGAAUGUAUAGCUAUAGAAACUGACUCAAAAUGCAAAGAAUGAACUGAUGAAUAAAAAAUCCCCUCUUUAUGUUGUCAA
Mugil cephalus (flathead mullet) is the source of this 2589-nucleotide messenger RNA. RefSeq names its product carboxypeptidase E (gene cpe). Bases 165 to 1529 code for a protein of 454 amino acids. Gene Ontology annotation, biological process: proteolysis. NCBI's taxonomy places the organism in Eukaryota, Metazoa, Chordata, Actinopteri, Mugiliformes, Mugilidae. The transcript has 9 exons. The record is from RefSeq and is a predicted model, not a curated record. Gene Ontology annotation, molecular function: zinc ion binding; metallocarboxypeptidase activity.